AUGUACUUUUUAGACGUAGAUUUUUCAGAAAAUUACACGAAAAAGUCCAUUUUGAGCAUCAAUGACCCGAUAAUUGAGCUUGAAGAACUACAAGAUGUCGAUACAGCAACUGACGGAGUCAUUCCCGCCCGCAAUUCAAGUGCUUAUCAAAUAUUUUUCCUCGAAACAAGUUAUCCGGAAGGAGGUUUCCUGAAUAUUACACCGCGAGAAGCCUGCGCUGUGGAAUCUGCUGCUAAAAUGCAUCCGCAUCAUAAUAUUUAUCUACUUUUUGUGGGAAAUAUUACCAUAAAUUCUGCUUUAAAUUGCACUAAAAUUGUGAAAAACGUUCUAAGAGAUAAUCCAAAUGUGUUUUUAAGGAAACUCGAUUACGUUGAAUUCAGCAAAGGAACACCCAUGGAGGAUUUUUUCAAGAAAAAUAAAAAUUUUAAAGAGUCAAAGUUCUUUAAAACGCAUCUGGCGGAUAUGCUGCGACUUAUUACGCUGUAUAAAUACGGCGGUUUGUAUUUCGACUUGGAUGUCGUCGUUUUAAAAAACUUCGAAGAGUUGGGCGAGAAUUUUGUAGCACGAGCUGAGGGCCCUUUUAUGAUGAGUGGCACGUUGCAAUUCUCAAGUAAAGGUAUUGGACAUAUUUUUGCUGAGAAUUGCUUAAAGGACCUGGCGAAACAUUAUCGUCCUGGAAUAUGGGGAGCCCAGGGUCCUGAAUUGAUCACGCGGCAAAUGAAGCGAAUUUGUGGUGUAAAUUCCGUAAAUGACAUGACCGUGGAACGUUGCAAAGGCAUUAAAAUAUUCGAAAGAUCAAAAUUUUUGCCUGUUCCGUAUACAAAUCAUAAAAAAUAUUUCGCACCAAAGUUGACAGCUCGAAUGGUAAAACAUGUGGAAAAGAGUUCCUUCACUGCGCACAUUUUCAGUAAGAUGAAUCGGCAUUUUAAGUUGUUCAAAGGCGAUAAAGCUGCGUAUUUGUCAUUAGCGGAGAAGUAUUGCCCGGUGGUUUAUAACACGCUCGAUGUUGGAGAUCCUUUUUAG
Molecule: messenger RNA, 1023 nt
Organism: Culicoides brevitarsis
Lineage: Eukaryota; Metazoa; Arthropoda; Insecta; Diptera; Ceratopogonidae
Product: lactosylceramide 4-alpha-galactosyltransferase-like
Exons: 1
Coding region: 1-1023 (340 amino acids)
Biological process (GO): glycosphingolipid biosynthetic process
Molecular function (GO): alpha-1,4-N-acetylgalactosaminyltransferase activity
Source: RefSeq, a predicted model, not a curated record